UGAAGGUCACUAAAACAAACCAAAAGCUCUCAGCGCUGCGGUCCAAUAUAGCGCAUGCGCACUGCCUCGGGACUCAUACACAGUCAGACUGCAAUAUGGCGAGAAUGCCUGGCAGCGGGGACCACUGCUGUAGUGAUGAACCGGACCCGAUGUCAGGGAAUCGAGAGAGAGUCGAAGGCUCGGGAGAUGGAGAAGAAGAAGAGGAGGGAGAAAUUCAGGAGAUCCAGAUUACAGGGGAAGAGGGAGAAGUGUCAGAAGAAGAAGCCGAGUUGGAGUGGGAGGAGUGCGGGGAGCCCGACAGCUGCGCUACCGUGGAAACGGGGGAAGCGGUCCUUAUGCGGAAUACAGACCAGCACUGCGGGGACGAGCCGGAGUCCGUGGACCCGUUUUUCGCAGCUUUAGACUCUGAAACCGAGGGAGACAUGCAUCGCUCCCCGUCGGAUCGCUCCAGGCUCAGCGAGAACACACGCUUGGCAACCCGAUACGCGGUGCGAAUCUUCAGGGAAUACCUGACUGAGAAGGCGCAAAGUACGGACUUUGAGAGCAUGGAUAAGCACGCGCUCUGCAAAGUGCUGCGCUCUUUCUAUUCCGAGGCGCGCUCCAAAAGCGGCCAGCUGUACAGCAAGUCUUCUCUUAUCAGCAUCCGAAGCUCGCUCAACCGGUACCUGAACGAACCCCCCUUCUGCCGCACGCUGGACCUCACCAAGGACCCCGAGCUGCGCAGCGCCAAUCUCGCGCUCGCCGCGGUGAUACGCAAACUGGAAGAGCAGGGCGCCGGUCCCGUGGUGCAGAAGCAAGCCAUUACGCGUUCCGACCUGCGAAAACUAUACACUUCGGCAGUGUUCAGCGCCAGCUCGCCAUUCGGGCUCCUCAAUAAAGUGUGGUUCGAGACUUGUAUGUACUUCUGCACGAGGGGGCGGGAGAAUCAGCGCGAGCUAGAGGAGGACUCUUUCGGGCUGGCCAUGGAUGAGGACGGAAGAAAGUUUGUCUACUUUAAAGCUCUCGGGCCGUAUCACAAGUCUCGUUCAGCCUCCUGGACUAAAAAAAGAUCCGACACGGAUGAUGACAACCUUCCCCGCAUGUACGAGACGGGCACGGAGUUUUGCCCGUACGCGAGCUUCGUGAAGUACCUCUCCAAGCGCAAUCCUCUCUGUAAGGCUUUUUUCCAGCGACCGCGGGAUCACUGCGGCGAGAGCGACACGACUUGGUACGAAAAUAAAGCCAUCGGCAAAAACCUGCUGGGCACGAGAAUGCAGAUGCUCUCGCGGGCCGCCAAACUCUCAAAGACCUAUACCAACCACUGCAUCGGCGCCGUCUCCAUAGCAACGCUUAACGGCAUUGCGGGCAUCGGGUCAAAGUUGGCGCCUCUCCGGGUCUCCCCGGAAACGGUCAACGGAACGCGCCAUCCGCAUAACUUGCAGCACGUGCUGUCCUGCGCGCACGACUCCGAAGACGAGUCCGAGCUCAAACCGCAGAAAGUGAUCAAACGCCCGCGGCCGCAGGUCUAUCCGAUCAGCGUUUCAGGACCAGGGCCAGGGGCAUCGCCAAAAAGACUUUGCGCGCGCCCUGCAGUUGAGCGCGCGGGCACUCCGACUGUCACCGCGCUGGUAACCUCUCUUUGCGAACCCAACGGAGAGAUCUCUCAUAUGCUUCCCUCACAGGAGAAUCGCAGCAACAGUGUGGGCAUGUCCACUCGGCCUCUAUUGGCACAUUCGCCUGCCUCGCCGAUGUGCACAGCUGGCAUCCCCACACCUGCACAGCUUACGAAGGCCAACGCGCCAGUGCAUAUCGACGUAGGGGGUCACAUGUAUACCAGCAGCCUGGCCACAUUAACCAAAUAUCCAGAAUCCAGGAUUGGCCGUUUGUUUGAUGGCACAGAGCCCAUCGUAUUGGACAGCCUGAAGCAGCAUUAUUUUAUAGAUCGGGACGGACACAUGUUCCGCUACAUAUUAAACUUCCUCAGGACCUCAAAACUGCUCAUCCCAGAUGACUUUAAAGACUACUCUCUGCUGUACGAGGAGGCCCGAUAUUUCCAACUGCAGCCACUGCAGACUGAGCUUGAGCGCUGGCGUUCUGAGCAGGACUCUAAGUACACAUCACGCAUGUGUGAGUGCGUGGUAGUGCGCGUGGCCCCCGAGCUGGGAGAGAGGAUAACGCUCAGCGGCGAUAAAGCCCUCAUUGAGGACAUCUUCCCAGAGAUAGGAGACGUCAUGUGCAACUCUGUGAACGCGGGCUGGAACCACGAUUCCACUCAUGUCAUCCGAUUUCCUCUUAAUGGAUACUGCCACCUCAACUCCGUACAGGUUCUGGAGCGUCUGCAGCAGAGAGGUUUUGAGAUUGCCGCUUCCUGUGGAGGCGGUGUGGACUCAACCCAGUUCAGCGAGUACGUACUGAGGAGAGAGCUCAAACGAAGUCACCGUGGGGUCACAACCUCCGUCAUUCGAAUCAAACAGGAACCAAUGGAUUAGUUGUCCAAUUUUACAGAAAAAAAUAAACUGGGUAUUUUUAACUGAAGAUGAGGGAUGUUUUGUUUUUUGUUUUGUUUAUCUUACGGUCCUAAAGGACUUUUUCAUGGGUACUGUUCGAAUAAACAGAUUUCAGAAGGAAAUGUUUGUUUAAAUUCAAACAGGAUUUUCCCCAAGCUCUCUGGUGAUGUAGAUCUCUGAACGGUUUCCUUUGUGAUGGUUUGUUUUAAAACUUCAAGACUGCACCUUUGCCAGAUUUGUCUUCAGGACGGCAGCUUGGAGGGAAAGAAGCUGAUGUUAGACUCUAUACUGUAUGACAUCUUGUAAAGAAAUUCAUCAGCCAUACUUAUUUAAUAACCGGUUUGAUGAAUCAUUUAUGUUGCUAAUCUUGAAGUGUUUCUCUCAUAAAUAUCUCAUCACACCAGAGAGGAAUAGCAGCUCUAGCUCCAUGACACCUCUAAUUAGAGAAAUAUAUAUUAUAUAAACACAACACACAAACAAAUGAUAAGCCACAGCAGUGAUUUUUAUUUUGGGGAACCUUUAUUUAGCUAAACACAGUCCAAAUUAUUCACAGUAUUUCAUUUUUAAAUAGGAUAUGUCUUCCUUAAAAAAAUAUUUUUUUAGUAAGCCAUUUUAGCAUAAUAGCAAAAGUCAUUCGGUCAGUUUAAUUUGUCUAAUGGAAAAAAAGGUUAUUAAAAUGUUAAGGAAAGUUGUUUUUAAUCAUAAAUUGACAGGUUUGACUGGAUAUAUUCCUAAAACGGGUUCACAAUCCACGAGAUUCAAGUUUGAGAAGAAUGUAAUGUGAUAUUGUUAAUAAAAGUUUCUAAAAGUGA
Molecule: messenger RNA, 3298 nt
Organism: Triplophysa dalaica
Lineage: Eukaryota; Metazoa; Chordata; Actinopteri; Cypriniformes; Nemacheilidae
Gene: kctd1
Product: potassium channel tetramerization domain containing 1
Exons: 5
Coding region: 96-2468 (790 amino acids)
Biological process (GO): protein homooligomerization
Molecular function (GO): protein binding
Source: RefSeq, a predicted model, not a curated record